Molecule: messenger RNA, 1679 nt
Organism: Dichomitus squalens LYAD-421 SS1
Lineage: Eukaryota; Fungi; Basidiomycota; Agaricomycetes; Polyporales; Polyporaceae
Product: succinate semialdehyde dehydrogenase
Exons: 14
Coding region: 67-1536 (489 amino acids)
Molecular function (GO): aldehyde dehydrogenase (NAD+) activity
Source: RefSeq, a predicted model, not a curated record
CAUCACCAUCCUCCUUCAUCCGUCUCCACGUGCGGACAAAGUAGGCUUCACAUACAGGCAAACAUCAUGUCUUUGAAUCCAUCUGGCACGAUCAUCCAGUCUGAUACCGAUCCCUCGUCUCAAACGACACUCAUCCCCCAUAAUCAGCAGCCACUCGUCAUCCGCACCUAUCCUUCACUCAACCAAUUGGAUAAGUGCAUUCAGAAUGCCGCCGUCGCACAGGAAAAGUGGGCCCGCGUACCCCUCAAGCAGCGUAUCGCGAUAGGUCGCAAGUUCAUAGAGGAGUUUGAGAAGAUGAAAGAGGAGAUCCCUCUGGAGCUCACUCUGCAGAUGGGCCGCCCAGUGAAGCAAGUUCCCGGUGAAGUCCGCGGUACACUUCAGCGCGCGGAUUACAUGCUCUCCAUCGCCGAGAAGGCCCUCAAGGAUGUCUCGUUAGCCGAUACGGACCAACCAGGCUUCCGUCGCUACAUCAAGCGUGUACCUCUUGGUGUUGUCCUCGUUGUCGCACCGUGGAACUACCCUUACCUCGUCAUGGUCAACUCCGUCCUUCCAGCACUCGUGGCGGGAAACUCAGUCAUCAUCAAGCCUUCUCCCCAGACGCCCCUCUCUGCUGAGCGUUUCGCAGCCGCCUUCCACAAUGCCGGCGUGCCCAAGGAUGCGCUUCAGGUCAUCCACUUGAGUCCGGAGCUUACGACCAGGGCCGUCCAGCAUACGCUGGUUGACUUCGUCGCAUUCACUGGCAGCGUGGCGGGCGGUCGCGCCAUGGACAUCGCCGCUGCUGAAGCCGAAGGCUUCAAAGGCGUCGGCCUCGAGCUCGGUGGCAAGGAUCCAGCGUACGUUCGCGCAGACGCAGACUUGGACUACACUGUCCCUGAACUGGUCGAUGGUGCCUUCUUCAAUUCCGGACAGAGCUGUUGUUCGGUCGAGCGUAUUUAUGUUCAUGAAUCCAUCUUCGACGACUUCGUUGCGAGAUUCGUAGAGCUCACCAAGAAAUACAAGCUUGGCGACCCGACCGACCCUGAAUACAACCUCGGCCCAGUGUGUAGUGUGGCUAGUGCGGAGCGGAUUCGCAAACAGGUCGCUGACGCUGUGGCUGCCGGUGCGAAAGCGCUCAUUCCAGAGGACUUGUUCCCUGCUGCGACAUCCGGAACCGCUUUCGUGGCGCCACAGGUCCUCAUUGAUGUUGACCAUUCAAUGGAACUUAUGAAGGAAGAGACAUUCGGACCUGUCAUCGGCAUCCAGAAGGUCGCCUCCGACGUUGAGGCGAUUGCGCUGAUGAACGAUUCUCCUUACGGUCUGACCGCUUCUGUGUGGACAAACGCUCAAAACAACCCCGAGUCGGAGGAGGCAUUCCUACACUUAGUCGAUGAGCUGCAGACGGGUACAGUCUUCCUCAACCGGUGCGACUACCUCGACCCUGCGCUCGCGUGGACGGGUGUGAAGAAGAGCGGACGCGGGGUUAGCUUGAGUAUCUUCGGUUACGACCAGCUGACGAGGGCGAAGUCCGUGCAUAUGAAGAUCAAGACCUCUCAGUGAGACGUUCGAAUACUAGCAAGCCGUGCGAACAGGAGCAAAGCGGGUGAGUUGUAUGAGAUGAACCACCAAAUUCAAUGUAUCAUGACCACAAGUUACUUGUAUCACACAUCCUUGAUAUACACUUCAUUGCUAUAGUGAAUAUU